AUGUCUAUUCUUUGUCAGUUUGGUUGUCUCUCUCGAAUUGUUGUCUUUGGUUAUAUUUACAAGAAAAUUAUGUUUCAAAUUAAGGUGUUCGGCUUAGUACUAUUGUUUUCUGCCAUAAUCCAGUGUGAAAAUGGUAAACAGAAAAUGAAUUUAACAGCACCGAAAGAUAUGUACGUUGUACGUGCAACAGUUUACCAAGUCGGCAUUCUCACAAACCAGACCAAUGAAACUGCAUUAGAGAGUUCAGGUCAUCAAGAGGCCAUCACUAUUUACCGUAAUAAUGGUACCGGAAGUGACUUGAGUUCUAUCCCCGAUCCAUUACUAACCAAUAUAACUGCGGAAAAAGUAGUUGGACUAGCUCCUGCUUCUAAGGAAUCUACACCAUGGACCGUACUAAAAAAGCUCGUCUCUAUUCCACAUCUUCAAGCAAAUUCAAGCACGUCGAUUGACAUGGAAACAAAUAUCAAGAAAUCAAAACGCGAUACCACUAAGAGACCAAUAGAAGUAAUUAAAGGAGCUGCCAUUAUCCCUUCCGAAGCCGGUGUACAAUCUAUUGCAUUACCUCCCCUUCUAACCUUCAAUAAAAAUUUAUCCAAAAUACCCGUUCCUAUACCCAAUAUGUCGGUUAUAAGUUAUGCUAAGGUUAACACCUUAGUCCACUCGCCU
Brenthis ino (lesser marbled fritillary) is the source of this 666-nucleotide messenger RNA. Lineage: Eukaryota; Metazoa; Arthropoda; Insecta; Lepidoptera; Nymphalidae. The record is from the annotation of a GenBank genome assembly.